UUUGGUUGUUUUGGGCUAUUUGUGUUUGUCUUCGGUAAUCAAUCGCAUAGUGACGUUUACCUACAUUCUGAUUGGUCAGAGAAAAGACAGGGAAUCACCUUCGUAAAAUGGCGGCUAAAAAUGAAAAUGUUUUGGUUUUCCAAAAACAAAUUCCGCCAAACAUCGCACAUUGUGUAUUUUUUGUAGAAUAACUUUCUUAUGAAAUUUUGUGUUUAUGGUGAUGAAGAAGUGAUACUAUCAGAUUUUUUACUGGACAUGAGACGAAGUCAGGCUCCAAGCCAAAGAGGACUACUGUUGCUAAAAAGAAAAAAUAAUGAAGAGUCUUCCAGUCCUACGACAAAAGCAAGACGUUUUAAGCCAAUAGAUACUACACAGGAAUUUCAACAUGAGUCUCCAUAUCGCCAACCACUUGCCAACAUUGUCAAUAUGCCAGAUUUUACAGAUGCAGUUUCACACGAGGCUCUUAUCAAAAAAAUAUUAUCAAAGCCAUUCAAAGUGCCCAUUCCAAAUUACCAAGGAAAUGGGUUGAGUCGAAUCCUUGGGGUCAGGCGUCAAGGAGUCCGGCAACCCCUGUAUGACCCGUAUGAAGAGGCAGCUUUAAUUUUAUACUCUCCACCAGAGUUAUCUGCUCAUGAGCAGUUGAAAGUUGAUUUAGAGAAGCAACCUGUCCAUGUUUUAGUGGAUCCUGUGCUCACUAAAGUACUCCGGCCUCAUCAAAGAGAGGGUGUCAAGUUUAUGUAUGACUGUUCUGUUGGUAACCAGAUUGAAAAUAACUAUGGGUGUAUUAUGGCAGAUGAGAUGGGCCUGGGAAAAACUCUUCAGUGCAUAGCUUUGAUAUGGACUUUGCUGAAACAGAGCCCCGACUGUAAACCAACGAUAGAAAAGUGUAUGAUCGUUGCUCCAAGCAGUUUAGUAAAGAACUGGCAAAAUGAAAUCAAUAAGUGGUUAGGUGCUAAACUCAAGACAUUGGCAAUUGAUUCAGGAAGCAGAAAGGAAAUAGACAAGGAUCUUGCUCAGUUUAUGCAACAGCAAGGUCGUCGUGUGAUGCAUCCCAUCCUAAUACUGUCCUACGAAACGUUUCGCCUACAUGCUGAAGUUCUCCAUAGAGGAUCAGUUGGCCUUGUCAUUUGUGAUGAGGGUCAUCGCUUGAAGAAUUCUGAAAAUCAAACAUAUUCUGCAUUAAAUCAGCUGAAAACAAGGCGACGAAUCCUUUUGUCAGGAACACCAAUACAGAAUGAUCUUCUUGAAUACUUCAGUCUUAUCCACUUUGUCAACACGGGAAUUCUGGGGACAGCCCAGGAGUUCAAGCGUCGUUUUGAAAACAUCAUCUUGCGAGGUCGUGAUGCUGAUGCCACAGACAGUGACCACAAGAAAGGAGUGGAAAAGCUGCAAGAGCUUGCUGCCAUUGUUAAUCGCUGCAUCAUUCGACGCACGCAGUCGUUACUCACCAAAUAUCUGCCCGUGAAAGUGGAGCAGAUCAUAUGCUGCCGACUGACACCCCUGCAGAUUGCCUUGUAUAAAGCAUUUGUCCGGUCCCAGACACAACGAUGUGACUCUGGCUCAGGCGGGAACGCAGCUUUUAGCAGCCUGUCUGCAAUUACACAACUCAAGAAACUCUGCAAUCAUCCCGAUCUGAUCUACGACAAGUGCAUGCAAGGAGCCGAUGGGUUUGAAGGAACAGAUGGAUUGUUUCCUCCAGACUACAGUUUGAAGACCAUUAAACCAAACCUUUCAGGUAAAUUUCUCGUGCUGGACACCCUCCUUGCAGUAGUGAAAGCCACGACAAAUGAUAAGGUUGUGCUCGUCUCCAACUACACACAGACCCUCGAUCUCUUUGAAAAGCUCUGCAGGCAGAGAAAUUACAAGUAUGUGAGACUGGAUGGAUCCAUGACUAUAAAAAAGCGGUCAAAAGUAGUUGAAAGGUUUAAUGACCCAACAACUGAUGAUUUCAUCUUCAUGUUGAGCAGUAAGGCCGGUGGUUGUGGACUCAAUCUGAUUGGUGCAAAUCGCCUCGUUAUGUUCGACCCCGACUGGAACCCGGCUAAUGACGAACAGGCCAUGGCUCGGUGCUGGCGCGACGGCCAGAAGAAACAGUGUUACAUCUACAGACUUAUUGCUACUGGUUCGAUAGAGGAGAAGAUCUUCCAGCGCCAGGCUCACAAGAAGGCUCUCAGCAGCUGUGUGGUGGACAAGGAGGAGGAUGUACAGCGACACUUCAGUCUGGAGGAGUUGCGCCAUCUGUUCCGCCUCAACGAGGGAACGGACAGUGACACACAUGACAAAUUUAAAUGUCGCCGGUGUGUGAAUGGUAUUCAAGUGCGGCCACCAGAUCCAGACACAGACUGUAACUCGGACCUUUCCCAGUGGUUUCAUUGUGCCGACAAAAAAGGUUUAGUCGAUGUGGCUCUCAAAGCAUCAUGGGAUUCUGGAGUAUCAUUUGUGUUUCACCAUCGAUCACAUGAAGAACAAAGAAAGACUGUUUAACCGAGACUGAGAGUUUAUGGGGCAGAGGGAUCAGGGGUGGGAAUUCUCCUCAGAUCAGCUGUUUGCCUCUUAUGGAACAUUGCAUUUCCUCGCAUUUUAAUUGUCCUUUCCUCCAAAAUGUGUCAGAUGGCACAGAUUUUAACCUAGGAUUUGAAGAAUUUCUGGGACCCUUCUAGAUUUCCUCUUUUUUUACAGUUCACCAAUUCACACCCCUGAGGGAUAGCUUUCAUCAGUGAUCACACAAACAAAUGUUGUUUUGCUGAUGGGAAUGGGGGGUGGGGGGGUUGUUACACCAGAACUCAUCACCCGAGAAACUGAUCGUCUCAAUUAAUAAU
Gigantopelta aegis is the source of this 2819-nucleotide messenger RNA. Its product is annotated as DNA repair and recombination protein RAD54-like. The transcript is spliced from 21 exons. Bases 199 to 2484 code for a protein of 761 amino acids. Gene Ontology annotation, molecular function: ATP-dependent chromatin remodeler activity; ATP binding; DNA translocase activity. Gene Ontology annotation, cellular component: nucleus. NCBI's taxonomy places the organism in Eukaryota, Metazoa, Mollusca, Gastropoda, Neomphalida, Peltospiridae. The record is from RefSeq and is a predicted model, not a curated record. Gene Ontology annotation, biological process: reciprocal meiotic recombination; double-strand break repair via synthesis-dependent strand annealing.